GCGCUGCGGUCUCCCCCGGCGCGGUGCUCCUGAAAGGUUAAUUCAAUAUUCAAUUCCAACCGCCUCCCCCUUGUUACUUUACCAAGCGCUUUGGAUCUUCUGCUGGUUGGAAGCAUCCUCCCUCACUGUGUACUACUUUUUCUUGUCUUCAUUCUCAAAAUCAGACCUACGAUGCGCUUCAACGCCACCGUCUACAUCUCUCUUGUCGUUUUCCUGGCCUCCGCCAGUGUAUCAGGUAGUCCCAUCUCUGUCAGUUUCCAUCGUCUUCAAAUUACUUUUAUCUUAUUUUCCCGAUUUCCUCUCCAGUCUGAAAACACUCAAGAGGUAGAUGCUACAAUCACUCACAACACUGGAGCGCCUGGUCAAGAACAUAUCUGGACGUUAAUGAGACAAGUUUUUGAAGAAAAGCAUGGUUGGACGCGGACCCAAGCAAACCACCUGAACCUUCACAUGGUGCACGAUGAUAGUGUCAGCAUACGCCAGGAUGGAAAAACAUUCUUUGCGGAAGGAAUGCUGGGUGUCACCCGGAAGUGUAAGGGCGUGGUUGGUCCUGAAGGAGGGAACACACUGCAAGCGUUCCCAAGCAGGAGAUCGAGAAAGAAGAAAACUAACUCUUCCGGGCCCGUCGAACAGUACCACAUACCUGGAGCGUUCCCAACACAGCCCCCCAUGUUAUUGCCCUUGUGACAGUCUUGUCCUGUUAUUCAGAGUUCGCCAAUACGACUCAGUCACUUCCUUCCUAGU
Lentinula edodes (shiitake mushroom) is the source of this 744-nucleotide messenger RNA. RefSeq lists its product as uncharacterized. The transcript has 3 exons. The record is from RefSeq and is a predicted model, not a curated record. The coding region runs from base 172 to 687 and encodes 171 amino acids. Lineage: Eukaryota; Fungi; Basidiomycota; Agaricomycetes; Agaricales; Omphalotaceae.